Messenger RNA from Stylophora pistillata, 508 nucleotides. Its product is annotated as NADH dehydrogenase [ubiquinone] 1 alpha subcomplex subunit 3. Gene Ontology annotation, cellular component: respiratory chain complex I; mitochondrial inner membrane. The record is from RefSeq and is a predicted model, not a curated record. NCBI's taxonomy places the organism in Eukaryota, Metazoa, Cnidaria, Anthozoa, Scleractinia, Pocilloporidae.
AUGAGGCUAGUGUUCUUGAAUCCGCGAUCCAAGAUGGCUGGCCUUGUGAGAAAGUCCAUUGACUGGUUUAAAAUUGCUUGGGCAAGGGAGCCCGUACUAUUUAUGUCAUGUGUUUUUGGAAUAUCAGGUCCAAUAUUUGCACUGGUCAGUCCUUGGACAAAGGAUACAGUUGCGACAAUGAAAUCAAUACCCCAUGUUUACCCAUAUCCUCAGUUGGAAGAUCAAGAUUUGAGUGAUGUUGACAGCCAUGGAGAUAAUAUUUUCAAGGUUAAAUAUCUUUUUUGACAGCCCACCUGUUCUGAGCAGAGAAAUCUGUUAAUUUUUUUCAACUUGUACAAAGAUGGUCAUUCAUGUUUGAUAAUUUCCUGCGAUUGAGACAUGGUAGAAAAGCUUGUUAAGGCAGAUUUAAGAUUUGAUCAGUUAAAUGUAAACAUAUUCCCCAUUGUGUGAAUGUUUGUUAAUUACAAGCCACUUCAAAUAAAGUCAAACCUCAGUGUUGGCAACAUUA